Messenger RNA from Homalodisca vitripennis (glassy-winged sharpshooter), 4715 nucleotides. RefSeq names its product serine/threonine-protein kinase 36 (gene fu). Gene Ontology annotation, biological process: protein phosphorylation. The coding region runs from base 326 to 2374 and encodes 682 amino acids. Lineage: Eukaryota; Metazoa; Arthropoda; Insecta; Hemiptera; Cicadellidae. Gene Ontology annotation, molecular function: ATP binding; protein kinase activity. The transcript has 12 exons. The record is from RefSeq and is a predicted model, not a curated record. Gene Ontology annotation, cellular component: cytoplasm.
GCUCUUGAAUACUUUAUUUCAAUACUAUUUGUCCAAACUAAUGAAUACUGUAGGUUUGAAAUCGAUUCUUCCAGAGAAAUUGUAUUCAUUUCAAAAGUGUUCGAAUUCAUUUUGAGGCUGUAUUCGAAUACUGUUCGAUUCUCCAUCUCCAAAAUAAAUACGAACGUUGUUGUUAGAUAGGUUAGGAAGUAAGGAAACGUCUAGGCAUAUUAAGUGGAAUUUUGUGCAGAAGUUGGUUUAUUUUCAUUACUGCUUUAUAAUAUUAAACAUAAAUUUUCUGUCAACUUAGUUUUUCAAUUUAUUUACAUUAAAUGUGUAGGUGUAUAUGCUGAAAUUCUUGGGUUUUUUAGCUCAUUAUAACAUAAACAUUAUGGAAGGUUAUAAAAUCCUAUGUUUAGUUGGUGAAGGAUCAUUUGGGAGAGUUUUUAAAGCUAAAAGACGUGAUACAAAAGAAGUGGUGGCAUUAAAAAUCAUCAGAAAGUGUGGCAGAACUCAAAAAGAGCUUUUAAGUCUUCGAAGUGAAUGCCAAAUCCAAAAACAUUUGCAUCAUCGAAACAUAAUACAAAUGAUAAAUUCUUUUGAGACCGAAAGUGAGAUUGUUGUUGUGACUGAGUUUUGUAAGCGAGAUCUUCAUUACAUUCUCACCAAACAGACCUAUUUGUCAGAAGAAGUAGCUCUACCCAUUGUUUGUGACUUGGUGUCUGCUCUGUAUUAUCUACAUUCUAACCGUGUAUUACACAGGGAUUUAAAACCACAGAAUGUAAUGAUAACAGAAGAUGGUGCUGCAAAAUUGUGUGAUUUUGGAUUUGCUCGGAGUAUGAGUAGAGGAACACACGUUUUGACCUCCAUCAAAGGCACUCCACUUUACAUGGCUCCAGAACUCAUUGAAGAGAGCCCUUACGAUCACAAUGCUGAUUUGUGGUCACUUGGAUGUAUAGUGUAUGAGAUGGUGGUGGGAGUGCCGCCUUUCACCACCAAUUCCAUCCUGCAGUUGGUCCGCAUGAUCCGUUACGAACCAAUCAGCUGGCCACCCUAUCUGUCACCACAUUGCCAAGCAUUCCUACAGGGUUUAUUACACAAAGAUCCCACCCAACGGCUCUCUUGGCCUCUCCUGCUGCAUCAUCCCUUCCUGCAGGAUAGAGUCAGCUCUUCCAUUGCAUCUGAAGUAUCACUACCCCUAACUAAGGAGUUGACAACGUCUCAGGCACUGGCUAAGGAAUCUCAGAAACAUGACUUGGCCAAAGUUGAUGCUAAUAAGAACCAAGGGCUUCCUCAGAAGAUCCAGCAGAUCCUAGACCAGGAGAAAAAGUUCUUGAAGGAGGGAGGAUGCCAGACUGAGGUGGAGGGAGCGAUAGACCUGGUCACUCUGGAGCAGAAACUGAGCAGAUUGAAGACUGCGGCUCAGGGUGAUGCAGAUACUCCACAAACAGGAGCAACCGCCACAGCCCAGCAACAGGACGACAGGGGCAGUGACAACACAGAUGAGGACAGUGCACGAGCCACAACUCCCCUGGAGACUGAGGAAUGGUUGGCAUUUCUGGUACAGAGCAUGAAGGAGGUUAUGACUGGAGAUGUCGAGAGCAUGUCAGAGAAGAGUUUCAUCACCAUGGUGACCAAUGCCCUGACCAACCAUGGCGCGACUCCCAAGGUUUCAGAGUAUAUUGCAUGUCUGUUGGCAUUGCCUUAUGUGACCCCUGGCGUCACCAAGUCUGAAUUGACCACUAUUGUAUCAGUCUACAUGGAGGUUAAGGUGGUGUCCAGCUUAAUGUUUGCCCUGAAGCUGUUGACCAACCGGGCAGGUUGCUCAGCAAGUCACGACAGUGUGAUUGAGGCCAACAAGCUGUCCGGGGACUACCUGAAGGCACUAGAGCGCGUUCUAGUCCUAGUCACACAGUUGGUACACUCCGACUCAGUGUUUCUCACCCAAUUCUGUGACGUCGUAGUCUUGCUGCGUCUUUCGCCUCGAUUACAUCUGCUGUUAACACUUUACAGGUUACAUCCCCAGACAACUGCCUAUGUGGUGGCUAUCCUUACCCAUAUUCUGCGGCAGAUGCCUGAGAACGCAAACAUCGUUGAUAACAGUGUGCGUCCCGAGGUCUCCUCAGGUGUUGACUGGUACAAAGUACUGAAGUAUGGGAACAAGACUCUACAGACUCGAGUGUGUUACCUGAUCAGCCUAAUGGCCCGCCACUGCCUCAGCACCCUACAGUCAAUGUGGAAUCCCAAAUUAAAAGACUAUAUCGAAGUUUUGGCUUAUGACUCAGUACAAAAACUAAGAUGUGCGGCAGAAGAUGUUGUGGAAGUUUUACAAGAGUUGCCAUUUUAUGAUCAGAAGGGAUCACAGGAACGUGAAAGUGUAUUAGUAGAUUCAUAGCAGUUAAACAACAUCAGUGAAUUAUGAGCAUAAACAGUUGGAGUUUGUUUUAUAUUUGGUGAAGCAUUUUGUUAACCACAUAGGCCGGAUUUUGUACAGGAUAUUUGUGGCCAUAUUGUGUGUAGGUUUUUUUAUAUUUUACUGAUAUUUUUGUUAAUACUAAGCAAGUGUACUAGUCUGAAUUAGUUGUAAAUAUUAUUACUAUUUUAAGGAAGUGUAGAAGUCGACUUAUUUUAACAAUUGUGGGCGCAAGGUACAGUGUGUGUGUGCUACCGCUCAGUAGACUAGAGGACAAAUCAUGCUGUGUCCUCUGUUUAGCAGUAAAGGUUUGGUGUUUUGUUGUUUUCACAGUAAUACAAUAAACCACUGAUAGAAUGAGCUCAGAUGUUAUGUUAAAUUAGUUCUGUUUGUAAAUGGUGGUCAGACAUGUCUUUUGUUCACUUCACAGCUUUAAAUAAAUGUGAGUAAAAUAUUUUAUUUCCUAUUUAUUAAAUUAGAUUUAUUUAUUUAAGAAAUUUUUAAACAAUGUAUAAAAAUUGUUUUAAAAUAGCAAUUAGUGCAAUAAACAACUGUCAUGAGUUAACUGCCACUGAAAAUAAUUUUGGAAAUAACAAGUUGUUUGUGCCUAGCUUCGAGGCAUAGACAAUACCAACUAGAAUAUGAGGCCUCAGUGUCUGCCCAGGUACAAAAAUCGCUAACAUAUCAUGUUUUUUCAAAUUAAUAAUAAGUGGCCAAACAAACAUUCUUAUAUUUAAUUUGGCAGUUGUUCAGUAUUCAAGAGAAACUGAAUAACGGAAUCAUCUAUACCUCUAGGUGAAUUAAAAAUAGUCUUUAAAAGUAACUUACUGUGGUUGUCGAUGGUAAUUAAAUGAGAAAUCUUUUGCUUAUAAACUCAAAGAUCAAUGUUUGUAUCCUAGUUUUAAUUUCUUGGUAUUUUCUUAUUAUAUCAAACUAAUCAUCUGGUAUUACCUUAAAUUACUGUAGUAAAUAGCUUCAAGCUAUAAAUCACAAAAAGAAUAAAAAAAACAAUCAAAACAUAAAAAUAGUAUACAGGAUAAUUGGGUGGUAAUUGGCUGAGUGUUAGUAAAACCUAUCAAUCAGAGGACUGGAAUAAUUUCUCUUCUGUUUAUCUGCCAGUGCACUUGACGUUUAAAAAACUAAUUGAGGUAUAGCCUUGAAAUUUUGCAUGAAGAUAGAGGCAAUAUCAAGUUCAAUGAUUGUGCAUGUCCCUCCAUGAGAUUUAGCUGAACUUUAGCAAGGAGGAACUCUUUGCAGGAUAUUUCGUGUACAGACAAAAUGCUUCUUCUGUCUGUCUUCCACAGAAUGUCUCGAUAACAAAUGAGUUUAGAGGUGAGAUUUUGCUGAAGCUUCUUAAUUUUUUCAUACAAGAUCAAGUUCAAAGAUGGUGCAUGACAUUCUGUGGUGAGUGUACAUGGAUUAGGCUGAGUGUUAGUGAAGCAUAUAACACAGGGGGAUAUAUCAAGGAUGAUUUGAUCUACAAACUUGAAAUGUUUGUAUUUUUUGCUGUCACUCAGGAAGCUAGCAAAUCUUUAUUUCGCUCUGAUUUUCUGUCUAACUGUCUGCAGGAAACCUUGAGAAUGAAUAGAUUUAUAGACAAACUUUUGCAUAGUUAAGACUGAGUUCAAUGAUAGUGCAUGUCAUUAAUUGUAUUACAAUAAUAAUUGUUAGUGUACUGUUUUUAAAGCUUACUUAAUAACAGGUAUUUUUAACUCUGUUUAACUCUUACUCCUUAGUUGUUGGAGGCAAUAAGCUAUUUCAUGUGGUACUGAAAGGGUUAAAUAUUCAGCAAAUGACUUCAAUCCUGCCAAUAAUCAACAAAAUAAUUUAGACAAUUGUUUGAAAAUUUUUUGUGAAUAGUUAUUUCCUGAUCACCAUGUAUCUAUGUAUUAUUACUUAUAUUUUGUAGAAAUAACAACCGUAGAGUUAAGAAAAUUAUCAACUCAAGUAUCCUUCGUCUCGCUAAUAAUUGUUUACAUUAUAGAUUUCUAUUUUAUUUACAAAGAGAUUUUUAGUGUGCCAAGAAAAAUGUACAAAGUUUAUUUCAAAUCAAUGAAAUAUUGCUAUUAUCAUAUAUUAUCUGUUUGUCAUUACAAUACCUGUAACUGUAGACAACUAAUGCUUUUUGUUUGACCAGAUGACUAAUAACUUAGUACAGUUACUAGACAAUGUUGUUAUUUGUGUACAUUUCAUGUCAUAUCAAUAUUAUUUAUAAUAUAUUUGUUUACACAGUUUGUAAAUAUUGUAUAAUAUUUACUAGGAAGGUUAAUAUGAUUUUGUAUAUUUUUAUAAAUAAAUCUGAUGCUAAUUGUUAUGUUCUAAA